This is a messenger RNA of Sphenostylis stenocarpa, 411 nucleotides long. Lineage: Eukaryota; Viridiplantae; Streptophyta; Magnoliopsida; Fabales; Fabaceae. The record is from the annotation of a GenBank genome assembly.
AUGGCGUGUGAGUGGCGUCACCUUACAAAGGAGCAUGAUAUGAUGAGGAUGUUUAGAAUCCAACGGCCUACAACAAAUCUCAUGAUUAACAUGCGCAACACCCACCGAUAUUCAUCAUGCUGUGCUAAGUGGUGGGUAUGGAUUUGUUGGAGCACUGCGAUUGGACGGUGCAAGAGACGCGCGGAGAUGAAUGUGGUGAAGAGAAGAGAGGAAGUUAGAUGUCGCACUCUGAACCCGGCAAUCCAAAAUAAAAAGCCGCUUUCUUGUCCCCCAAAAACAUCAUUUCGCUUUCCACUCUUUCUCUCUCUCUUAAUUUCAACAAAUGAAUUGAUAGAAGAAGAAGAAGAAGAAGAAGAAGAAAUGAUGAGAAAAGCAAGGGCAUUGAGGAGUGGAGGGAAUUUUUAUGACUGA